Molecule: messenger RNA, 1167 nt
Organism: Rhagoletis zephyria (snowberry fruit fly)
Lineage: Eukaryota; Metazoa; Arthropoda; Insecta; Diptera; Tephritidae
Product: actin-binding protein anillin-like
Source: RefSeq, a predicted model, not a curated record
UUCGUUCGAAAAUGGCAAAUGGCAACGCUGAUACAUACGUUCUCUGGUGCAACCUUGUCCAACAAAGAUUAGGAAACAUAUCUUGCUGAACUUAAUUGCUGAAUACUGCUGAAUCAUACAAAAUUCAAAAAGGCUUCAGCGGCUUGUGUCAACGUCGAUUUUUCAGAAUUUGUGAUUGCAUUGUUUAGUGACUUCUUAAUUAUUGUACUAAUAGAAAGAAAACAAGUUAAUUUUUGAUAUAUAGUUUAAAACGGCAUUGCGACUAAAAAAAAUAAAUUAUUUGGUAGACAUAGAACGAAGGGCCAAAAUUAAAGUCCUAAAAAUCAAAUGGAUCCUUUUACGCAGCGAAUGUUAGAUAAAGCUGAGCAGCGAAGUCGUGCAUUGGGCAUUAGUAACGCAGGCAAAUAUCCGCUUGCUGAAUUUACCGAAAGUAUUAAUGCCAGUAACCCGAUCGAUGCUAUAGCAACAGGAAAGGAGCAACAAUCUUCGCACCUUCAGCAUGCUGGUGCAAGGCAACAGCAUGGUACUCAGUCUCCUAAGUCGGCCCCAGCGCAAGCGUCGACAACGGCAGGAAUCACCAAUAAUAUAGAAAAUUGUACAGGCGUCAGUAAUAGGCUGCAAGUCGUCGAAAAACCUACGGUAGAUUUAGUGAGUACGUCGACCAAUGCCAAAAGAGUUCAUCGUCAAUUCACAGCAGUUGAUAAGGAAAAUAUGGAUUUGGGAAUUGAAAUUAACAUUAUGACGGAUAAAGACGUGGAAGUGCAGGUUCAGGUGGAAGAACAAGAAAUAGUUAAGGAUGGCCCCGAUACCAGUUCAGAGCAUUCUUUGGCCAAAAUAAGGGAUACAUCACGUAGUCGAUUGCAACGCCUCGGAGCUCUAUAUGCGAAUCCAAACGAUCUCUCAUCUCCAAUACAUCGUACUGAGGGUAAUUUCUGUGCGGACUCACCUGCUGAAGAAACUGUGGAAAAUAGUAUUAAACGUGUCAAACAACGAUACGGAAAAUUAGCCGAACUUGCGAGUUCUAUAAAUGAAUGGGAGGACGACAUUUCUCACCACGAUCCACAUCCGAUCAGUAUUAUGGCACCUCCCAAACCAGAUUUGCCUAGUAGAAAAAUUUCGGAUGUGCCCCCGCCUAAGCCUGCACUGCCANUGCUGAAUUUACCGAAA